Messenger RNA from Leptidea sinapis, 675 nucleotides. RefSeq lists its product as uncharacterized. Lineage: Eukaryota; Metazoa; Arthropoda; Insecta; Lepidoptera; Pieridae. The transcript is spliced from 4 exons. The record is from RefSeq and is a predicted model, not a curated record. The coding region runs from base 1 to 675 and encodes 224 amino acids.
AUGUAUAUUAAAUAUCAACAUAGAGACCACAUACCUCGGCGUGGGCACGCGCGCCUGGUGCGUGGGGCUUGGCAGGUACAGAGCCUUGAUCUCCUUCUGCACGUCCUGGUAGAAAGCCGCCUCCCAGAACUGCUGGCUCGUCCACACGGCGUGCUCCUGCAGAUUGUCAAUGCAGCCGGUCCCGGCGUGUGGUACGUGAACAGCAUAGAGAGCUGCGUCGAGCAGUUAGCCAAUGAGCUUGUCACCAUCUCGGUGAAGAAGCACAAACUGAACCGCACACACUACGGUUUCGACGCGGUAUUCGAACUGCAUGACGUCAUAGGGGACACGGGGGACGGGGUGAUGCUAGAUAUUUGCAAGCACUCGGACGGUGGAUGUAAGCAGAUACAAGUGCUUUCGGACGAAAUGGUCGGCAACUUUGGCGAGAAAUACGCAAAAUCGAACAUGAUAGCCGCAUUCACUAUGGCCGGCAUCGACCCGCCGGAAUUCCCAAUCCAGCCUGGGACGUAUACUAUAGAGAACUUCUACUUCGACCUGUGCGAGUUGCCCGAGAAAGCUAUGUACGGAACCUUCACGGCGCUCGCGUACAUCAUCCGCAACUCUGAGAGAAUUGCGUGCUCCAGCACGACGGUCGAGUUUCGUGACGAAGAAGACGAGUAUUGCGAGCGUGACUGA